Molecule: messenger RNA, 618 nt
Organism: Guyanagaster necrorhizus
Lineage: Eukaryota; Fungi; Basidiomycota; Agaricomycetes; Agaricales; Physalacriaceae
Product: S-adenosyl-L-methionine-dependent methyltransferase
Exons: 8
Coding region: 1-618 (205 amino acids)
Source: RefSeq, a predicted model, not a curated record
AUGGACAAUCUCCCAGAAAAGAAUGAACAAUAUGGAACGAAAGACUAUUGGGAUCGACGGUAUCAAGCAGAGUCUACUGACAGCUCUUUUGACUGGUUCAAGAAAUACUCGGACAUUGCAGACUUGCUUCGCGAACUUAUUCCGGAUAAGAUGUCUAAAAUUUUAAUGCUGGGAUGCGGCAACUCUACACUUUCCGAAGAUAUGUAUGAUGACGGCUACAAAAAUAUUGUCAAUGUGGACUAUUCUUCUGUUGUGAUUGAACAAAUGCGAAGGCGACACAGAGUGGACCGACCGGGGAUGAAAUGGCGCGUCAUGGACGUCCGUGAACUUGAAUUUGGUGAUGAUCACUUCGACGUUGCGAUCGAUAAAGGAACUAUGGAUGCCAUGAUGACAGCCAAAGGAGAUGUUUGGGAUCCCCCGGAACAAGUAGUGAGUGAUUGCACAAAAGAAAUGGACGAGGUGAUCAGGGUUCUACGCAAGUCCACUGGCUUGUUUCUGUACCUCACGUUUGGGCAACCACAUUUUAGGAGGCGGUUUCUUGCAAGGCCAGGAACCUCACUGCAGAUAGAAGAACUUGGAGAGGUAUUUCACUAUUAUCUGUAUAUAGUGCGAACUUGA